Aethina tumida (small hive beetle) is the source of this 1600-nucleotide messenger RNA. RefSeq names its product short-chain dehydrogenase/reductase family 16C member 6-like. Lineage: Eukaryota; Metazoa; Arthropoda; Insecta; Coleoptera; Nitidulidae. Bases 393 to 1349 code for a protein of 318 amino acids. The transcript is spliced from 6 exons. Gene Ontology annotation, molecular function: oxidoreductase activity, acting on the CH-OH group of donors, NAD or NADP as acceptor. Gene Ontology annotation, cellular component: lipid droplet. The record is from RefSeq and is a predicted model, not a curated record.
UCCGACUUCCAUUAAUUUUAUCAUUUUUGACCUUAUAAACUAGUCAGAAACAAGGCUUUUUUUAAGAAAAAUAAAAAUAUUAAAAGAUCAAAUUAAUAGAUACGCAAAAGACAACAAUCUUUAAAAAAGAAAAAUUAUUUCAACACAAUUCAAAUGUUUAAUAUAUUGUAAUAUGUGCAGUGCUGUAACAGACUCAUUGUCAGAUUCGCAUAAUGAGCAGACGUUGAGGUUGAAGGAACUAAAACUACUAACCUAGACCUUCAAAAUUAUGUUGGACAAGUUCUUAGCAGGGAAACUUGUUUAUAGUGAAUUCCGGCGCAACAUCGGACACUUUAUUUAAGGGACACUCUGUUACUAGUGGCUUUUACUUGUGUUAUCAGUAUUUUUGCAUCAUGAAUGGAAUUAAAACGAACAGUCACAAACCGCCGAACUUAUUUACUAAUCAGUUGAGGGAUUUGGCACACAUAAUUGUAGAUUUUUUCAUAUUGAUGGGCUAUGUUGUUUUCUACAUAGGAGAGACAAUUUUUAAAACCAUAUUCCCAGCACAGCUUAAAUCAGUGGAGAAUGAAAUAGUACUAAUUACUGGUGCUGGACAUGGAAUUGGAAAAGAAUUGGCACUACUGUAUGCAUCUAAAGGGGCAAAAGUUGUUUGCUGGGAUAUUAAUUCAGAAACCAAUAGUCAAACUGCCAAAGAAAUUGAAGCACUUGGAUAUGCCAAAGCUUCAGCCUACAUGUGUGACAUAUCGAACAGAAAAGAUGUUACAAAUACGGCCAAGAGGGUCAUAGAAGAAGUAGGAGACGUCACAAUAAUUAUAAACAAUGCAGGAAUCAUGCCAACCCACACCUUAGAGGAGCACACUGAAACUGAAAUCGAUCGCAUCAUGAAAAUAAACGUCUAUGCACACUUUUGGAUCAUUCAAGAGUUCCUUCCUGGCAUGAAGAAACUGAACCACGGACAUAUUGUGGCAUUAUCAUCCAUGGCUGGUUUAAUAGGAUUAAGAAAUUUGGUGCCAUAUUGUGCAUCGAAAUUUGCCGUAAGAGGUCUCAUGGAAGCGUUGAAAGAAGAACUUAGACAGGAGAAUUAUAAUAUUAUGACCACGACGGUUUACCCAUAUAUGGUGAACACAGGGCUUUGUAAGAAGCCAUUUAUUAAAUUUCCCUCUUUAAUGCCACUUUUGGAACCGAAGGACGUUGCCCAGUGUAUAAUGUCAGCUCAAAGAAGAGAUGUAUUUCAUGUGACAAUUCCAGAUUAUUUACUGUUUCUAAAUAAUUAUGUCAGGUUGCUUCCAGUGAAGGCAGGCUUGAAGCUGAAGGAUUUCAUCGAUUCGGGCGUGGAAUCUGAUCUAUAAUCGAAAAUGUUUAGGGUACAUAAAAAUUACUAUUCAUCACACUUAAAUUUGAUUUACAAUAGAUAUUUUUUCUUUAAAUGUGCAAUUAAUACUUAAAUUAGAAUAAAAUCAUAUUGUUUUUUUACGUAACAUUUUGUAAUUAGGUUUUUGUAUUUAAAUGGAAGAGUAAUAAUUAUUAUCUUAUCAGAAUUGUAAAUUGAAUUUUGUAAUUUAUUCAUAAUAUGCAUUAAUAAACGAUAGUUUUCUCAUUA